Messenger RNA from Pecten maximus, 1043 nucleotides. RefSeq names its product stress response protein NST1-like. Bases 47 to 937 code for a protein of 296 amino acids. The record is from RefSeq and is a predicted model, not a curated record. The transcript has 2 exons. Lineage: Eukaryota; Metazoa; Mollusca; Bivalvia; Pectinida; Pectinidae.
AUGUAUGUUUCAAUCAUUUCACGAAAGCAGCUUACUCUGACUAAUCAUGGGAUGCUCAUAUGCGAAAACGCUCGAGUAUGAGCAGAAACCAAAGAGAGGGCGAUUGAGGGCGCUGUUCGGACGGGAUCACAGACGUACCAAGGUACAAUCAAUCCAUAUCGGAGACCCUGUUGGUGUAGCCGUGAACGAAGGAACUCCGAUGAUAAAUCUUAGGCGCAAGACAGAACAGACUGUGUUAAUGCAGCUCAGGCAGGAAGGGAUCAUACCUAAUACGGGAUCCGGAGGCGUGGCCUUCACGGUGAAAUUAAACGACGAACCCCUACAAAAGUUAACCUCAAACGAAGACUUUCAUCAAAUGCCUGGGGUUCCGCAAUAUACGUGGCGCAACACAAAAACAGUUACAUCAAAGCCACGACUCUUGCCGCCUCUUACCACCAAAAGUGUUUCUAAGUUACCUCCCCAGAAACGCGAAGCGAAGGCCGAAUAUUCAAAAAAUGAAGCAUUACGAAGAAAGGGCAAAAUGGCGCGAUUGUCUGAUAACAGACGAGAAUUAGCGGCAGCCAAAAGGGAGGCAAAGCAAAAGCAAAAGCGCGAACACCUGGAAGCAAAGAUGAUGAAAACGACAAUCCAGGAAAAUGGGGAAAUUGAUCAUAAGGUGAAUGUUAACGACAGAAUUGAACAAGCGCGUCUAAAAAGAGAUUCAAAAGCAGCGGAAAAACGAUCAAGAGUUAACGAAAAAUUGGCCAGAAUUCCAAGAACGGAAAAACCUACCAAGAUAUCUACUGACGAGAGGUUAGAGCGGGCUCGACAGAAUAGAGAAAAACGGCUGGAAGGAAUGAGAGAGAAGUUGGACAGGAAGGAGAAAAGAAUUGAAGAAAUCAAGAAGAGUCGAAGAUUAAAUACACCCGCAGCGUCUGUACCAAAAAUAGAGAUGUAAACAAUGAUAGAUUAUAUGUUUAUGAUGAUGGUAACGUCGUGGUGGUGGUGGUGGUGGUGAUGAUGAUGAUGAUGAUGAUGAUGAUUGAAUAGAAUAAAUUACUAUU